UUUCAUUAAACAUGGCGUCACACCAUAUCGCUCAAUGUCGACGACUUUUACGUAUAUUGAAUCACGUUCUCGUGCAAAAAGACGAAUUACUUUGGUGAAACGUAAAAUCGUAUUGUGGCACCUCGGUGCGCGGCAAUAUUUUCCAGAACUUUUUCGUUGAAACGAUUGAACCUCAGUAUUAAUGAAGUCCAGCAAAAAUUUUGGUUAUGGUACAUUAUGGGGAGAGCUACCAGCGCGGGAAAUGCUGAAGCAAGAAGUAAUAACACCAGAUAUCAUAGAAAAUGUUUGGCGACAAGUCAUAGAUGACUCAAACAAUCCUGAUUGUGAUUAUCGUAAUGACAGGCAAACUGAAUAUUUACAGUUACCCAUGGGAAAUUUACAUGUAUUAAAUACCAUAAAUCUUCACCAACAAUUACGCACAAUGGAGGAAGGAACUGUGCUUGGAAACAUGACUAUGGUAGAUUCAAAAGAUUCACAGAAUAUGACUGAUUCUAAAAACAUAUUUAAUUUUCCACCUCAUCAGAUAGAAAGAAACAAGUUUAAAGAUUGCUCCACUAUUCAUCACUUAACACCACAGACGGUACGAGACUUGUUGAGGCAUACUGUGACUACUUUAUUGGCUCAUAUUGGGUUUGAAAGUUCAUCGGAUAUAGCUAUAGAAACAAUCACUGAUAUCGCGGAUCAUUUCCUAAGGAGAAUGACUCUGUUAUUAAAAGUUGCGGCUGAGCAGAAGGAUCAUGGCUUUCCCGACACUGUGGAGAGAGUGCUGGUAGAAACAGGCGUGGGUGGAGUGACGGCGUUGCAUGAUUAUUAUCAGGAAUACAUUCUGAAUUUCGAAGAGAACAUGAAAAGAAAGGUCGAGGAAAUGAUGGAAAGACAGAGAAUGGUACUAGACGAAGCCGCUAGCAAGCUACAAUUCGAAGAACUGGAUGAAUUUGGUAAUGUGUAUCGCGAAGUGCCAACACUUCAAUUGCUCGAUCCAGAAAUGGGCUUUCCACCCAGCCUGGAUGCUGGCUUUCAGAUGCUCUACAGUCUCGAGCAGGAUGAAUUAAACAGUCUGGAAGUGGAAGAGGAAGAGGUGAAUGUAAGCGAUUCACCGAAUACAACGGGACAACGAUCCGACGCGUCUGCAGACAAGAAAAGAUGUUGAGUUAUUGAGUGUGAAAUGUUUUCACGGAGGAUUCUCCAUGGAAUCACGUGAAACAUAUUUCUAUUCUUGCAAUCUACGUGUUUGUUGUAUCGUUUCAAUAAAUAGCAAAAUUUUA
Messenger RNA from Harpegnathos saltator (Jerdon's jumping ant), 1265 nucleotides. RefSeq lists its product as uncharacterized. The record is from RefSeq and is a predicted model, not a curated record. Bases 182 to 1150 code for a protein of 322 amino acids. Gene Ontology annotation, molecular function: transcription coactivator activity; protein heterodimerization activity. The transcript is spliced from 8 exons. Gene Ontology annotation, cellular component: SAGA complex. NCBI's taxonomy places the organism in Eukaryota, Metazoa, Arthropoda, Insecta, Hymenoptera, Formicidae.